Molecule: messenger RNA, 1480 nt
Organism: Dunckerocampus dactyliophorus (ringed pipefish)
Lineage: Eukaryota; Metazoa; Chordata; Actinopteri; Syngnathiformes; Syngnathidae
Gene: ogna
Product: osteoglycin, paralog a
Exons: 6
Coding region: 79-933 (284 amino acids)
Molecular function (GO): protein binding
Source: RefSeq, a predicted model, not a curated record
UGAAGCAGAGCGCAUCUGCUGACCCAAACUCAAACGUAUAGCAAGCUCUGGUGUCACUGACAUACUGCUUGGGGCAGCAUGAAGGCGCUUAUACUAACGAGCAUGCUGGUGCUGCUAUGGCUGGGGACAUGUUCAGCCAGGAGCUCUGAUCACGACUCACAUCUGAUAGCAGGAUCAUCACCUGGAAGGGACCUCAGCAGGUUCUUCAGCAACUAUUGGAAAGUGACGAGGGCCAGGAGAGCACUGCCUCCAGCUGAUGAACCAGACGACAGCCCAAUCCCAUCAGGGGCAGAUGAAUCAGACCUGCCAACUUGUCUGCUGUGUGUCUGUCUAACUGGCUCAGUGUACUGCGAGGAGGUCAGCCCAGACAUGACCUCUGUUCCCACCCUUCCUAAGGAGACAGCCUAUCUGUACGCCCGCUUCAACAAAAUCAAAAAGAUCAGGACCAAGGACUUUGCAGACAUUCUGACACUGAGGAGGAUUGACCUGACGGGGAACCUGAUCUCAGAGAUUGAAGAUGGAGCGUUCUCUAAGCUAACUUUAUUGGAGGAACUGUCACUUGCUGACAACAGGCUAGUCAAACUCCCGGCGCUCCCUGCCAAACUGAAAUCGUUCAACGCCAACAACAACCUCCUGAAGACCAAGGGUGUCAAAGCUACAGCUUUUAAGAAACUGAUUGGACUGGUCAACUUGUACCUGGCUGACAAUAACAUGGAAGCAGUUCCACAGAUCCCAGAGAAGGUUCGGAUUUUACAUCUACAGAACAACAACAUCACAGAUGUGAACAUAGACACCUUCUGUAGGUCCAAUGACACCUACUACCUUCGACCGAGCCUCAGUGAGGUCCGUCUGGAUGGAAACCCUGUAAUUCUCUCAAAGUACCCUGACAGUUUCACUUGUAUGCAAGUAUUGCCUGUUGGACGGUACCGAUGAAGAACCAGCAACAUUACUGUCGGCCCUUCAAAGCUGAUGGAACAGUUUUUUCCUCACCAAACAGCUGCAGGACACAGAAAAAUUCAAUUUUGUGCUGUCUGACAAUUGGACAAGAAAGUGUGACUUUUCAUGAGCCUAACAAGUUCUUUGGCAGUAAAUAGCUUAAUUAGCUUAAGUUCACCACUGAUGAAUAUAUUUUCCAAGUACAAACCUAUAUUAUAAUUCACUGAAUCACAAGCGCUACCUUAUUUCACAUUUCUACAGCUUUGUGCAGUGAUUUGCUAUUGUUUAAAUCUUUUAAGUAUUUCCAGUAUUACAUUUCAUUCACCCCUCUACUGUAAUGUCAGUAUUUUGUCACAGAGCUCCAGUUACAGCUUUAAUUUAUAAACACCACUUGUGUUGAAUUGAAGUAGGAAAGCAUUUAUCGAGAGGAAUGUAAAGAUUACUCUAUUAUUUAAUCAAUUUUUUGUAUCCUCAACUCUUCCCCCCAGUGAUAAAUGAUUACCAAUGUGUAUAGAAUAGUGACUGUACAGUAAUGUGUAUGUGA